This is a messenger RNA of Aureococcus anophagefferens, 420 nucleotides long. RefSeq lists its product as hypothetical. The record is from RefSeq and is a predicted model, not a curated record. NCBI's taxonomy places the organism in Eukaryota, Pelagophyceae, Pelagomonadales, Pelagomonadaceae. Bases 1 to 420 code for a protein of 139 amino acids. The transcript has a single exon.
AUGGCCGAGAGGACGGCGCCCAGCGAGUACCAGGCCGUGGUGCCGGACGCCGCCGCGGAGGACGCCGCGGACGCCGCCGCCGUCGACGCGACGACGAAGCUCCCGGCCGACGAGGCGUCGACACCCUUCGGCUGGUGGGUCGCCCAGGUGUCCUUCUUCGCGAGCGGCUUUUUCGUCACAUUAAACCAAUACGAGUCGGACUGGGGCGCGAACGCGUCGCGGUCCAUGCUCAACGGCCUGUCGCAGUACGGCGGCAUGGCCUUCUUCGCCUGGCUCCUGAUCCACGGCCUGGGCCGCCGGCGGCGGAACACGCCCUGGUGGCCCCUGCCGCUGCUCAGGGACCCGAGGGCGCGUCGCGCGGCCGCGAGCAUGGCGCUCCCCGACCUCGCGGCCGUGCCGCUCAGCGUCCCGCGGCCGUGA